This is a messenger RNA of Sceloporus undulatus (fence lizard), 825 nucleotides long. RefSeq names its product 1-acyl-sn-glycerol-3-phosphate acyltransferase alpha-like. Gene Ontology annotation, biological process: phosphatidic acid biosynthetic process. The transcript has 6 exons. Gene Ontology annotation, molecular function: 1-acylglycerol-3-phosphate O-acyltransferase activity. Gene Ontology annotation, cellular component: endoplasmic reticulum; membrane. Lineage: Eukaryota; Metazoa; Chordata; Lepidosauria; Squamata; Phrynosomatidae. The record is from RefSeq and is a predicted model, not a curated record. Bases 1 to 825 code for a protein of 274 amino acids.
AUGGAACAGUAUCAAUGGAUCCUGUUGCUUCUCACCAUCUUUAUGGCUGGAAUCUUCCUCCUUUACCAACAGAGUCCCACCUUCAGCUUCUACUGCAAGAUGCUCUUCUUCAAUGGCUGGGUGUUUCUGCUGGCCACCAUCCUGUCUCCACCUUUGACUGUACUCUGUGGGCGAAAAGUGGAAAACAUGAAGAUUAUGCGACUCAGCGUUCUGCCACUCAAAUACUUCUAUGGCAUCAAGCUCACAGUGCAGGGUUUGGAGAAUCUGAAUAUCAAGGAGCCAUAUGUGAUUGUUUCCAACCAUCAGAACUGUUUCGACCUUUUGGGCAUGUUGGAGGUUAUGCCAAAGCGUUGUGUGACAAUUGCCAAAAAGGAGCUGCUGUAUUUGGGCCCAGUGGGCUUAGCCUGCUGGGUGUGUGGCUUAAUAUUCAUCGACCGCAAGAAGAAAAAGGCUGCCAUGGACAUCAUGGAGCACGUUGCGCAGAUCAUGAGGAAGGAGGAUCUGAGGGUAUGGAUUUACCCAGAAGGUACAAGAAACUCAGAGGAUCAUAUGCUUCCCUUCAAGAGGGGGGCCUUUCACCUGGCUCUGAAGGCUCAGGUUCCCAUUGUCCCCAUUGUGACCUCCUCUCUUAAGUGCUGCUACAGCUACAAAGAUAAGAAGUUAAACCCAGGAAAUUGUACCAUCCGGAUUUUGCCCAAGAUAGAAACACAAGGCCUUGGACUAGAAGCAGCCACAGCACUGGCUGAGAGCACCCGAAAACUGAUGCAGAACACUUUCUAUGAGAUUUCUGAGGAGCUGUGUGUGGACAAGGAAAUGAGACAAUGA